AUGGCUCCGGAGUUCCAGGUUGUGGCUUAUGCCAUCCUCCCCAGCAUGAAUGUGACUGCUCACAAGGCCGACUUCUUUACUGAGAAGUGCUUCAAGAAUAAGGUGUCGCUGGAGUUUUCCUGAUCAUCAGCUGUCGCAGGAGAGCAAACCAAAAUGCAGCUGACAGCUUAGCCAGACUCUCUGUGUGGUUUAAGUGCCAUUGAUCAGAGCGUUCUCAUCAAGGAGCCUGAGACACUAAAUGUAGAGAAGAUAUUUCACAUGCCACAUGUCAGGAGGGUGUCUUAUAUCCCGUAUGAGAUUCGAGAUCCCAUAGAGUGUUUACACGUGAGACCAAAAAGAUCCGUUUUGCCAUAUCCAUAUCCUGAAGAAGACACAAAUGCUGCCCAAAGAGUUUUUGAGAAUGUAGGACUGAAGAUGGCUACAAACUUGAUCUUAAAGCUGCCCACAUGCCUCAAAUUCAUGGGAAAAGAAUACUAUAGAGGUCUACGUGGUAUUUAUGGUGUUCAUGGAGUAGGUUCAAUGGAACGAUCUCCAGGUAGACCUGGUUCUGCUCGAACAUUCUCUCCUAUGGAUGCUGAACCAAUAGAAACAGUCCGCUCUUUCUUCCCUGAGACUUGGAUAUGGGACCUGGUGCAAGUCGGAGAGUCUGGAAAGAAGGAUGUGUCCUUCACCGUCCCAGACACCAUCACCACCUGGGAGACAGAGACUUUCUGUUUGUCCCCUCGAGGCUUCGGAUUGGCUCCUCAUUCGAAGCUUACCGUCUUCCAGCCCUUCUUCCUCGAGCUCACGCUGCCCUACUCCAUCGUCCGGGGGGAGAACUUUGAACUGAAGGCGACUGUUUUCAACUACCUGACCAGCUGCAUCGUGGUGAAAGUGACUGCAGCCCCUUCCUCAGAUUACACCCUCACUCCCCUCUCUGGUGACCAGUACACAUCCUGCCUGUGUGGCAGCGAGCGUAAGACCCUUAGCUGGACCAUGAUUCCCACAGCCUUGGGGGUUGUGAAUGUGACUGUGACUGCUGAGGCUGUACCGUCCCAUGCUUCUUGUGACAAUGAGAUUGUCAGUGUCCCAGAACGAGGACGCAUCGAUGUGGUCACACGAUCUCUCAGAGUAAAGGCUGAAGGAACUGAGAUCACGAAGACACACAACUGGCAUCUCUGUCCUAAAGGAAGCACUUUGAAAGAGGAAACGGAGAUGCAACUGCCUGACAAUGUGAUUGAUGGAUCUGCCCGUGCUACAGUGUCAGUGCUGGGCGACAUUCCCGGCCGGGCUCUGAAGGACCUGAAUGGACUGCUACAGAUGCCGUAUGGAUGUGGGGAGCAGAACAUGGCUCUUCUGGCCCCUAACAUCUACAUCCUCCAUUACCUACAAAGCACACAGCAGCUGACCCCAGCCAUCAAGGAGAAAGCAUCCAACUUCCUGACCAGUGUUAUUUUAUCUGCUAAGGAUGCUGUGGUGAAUAAGAGCCUGAUGUGCCUCAAAGAAUCCAUCAGUGGCCUCAGUAACACCUACACUUCAGCUCUGCUGGCGUACGUCUUCUCACUGGCAGGAGACAUGGAGACCCGUGCUCACCUUCUGAAGCACCUUGACACAGUGGCUAUAAAAGAAGGAGGUUUCAUCUACUGGUCUCAGACAGCAACAGAAACAUCUGACUCUUUGUCAGUGGAAAUCAGUUCUUAUGUACUGAUGGCCAAACUCAGUGCCCCCUUCUCUGCUGAGGACCUGGGCUACACAUCAAGCAUUGUUAGGUGGCUGACUGGGCAGCAGAAUCAUUACGGAGGCUUCGCCUCCACUCAGGACACGGUGGUGGCUCUUCAGGCUCUGGUGCUGCCAGCUUUCAUCUUUGACCCAAGGUGA
This is a messenger RNA of Melanotaenia boesemani (Boeseman's rainbowfish), 1857 nucleotides long. Its product is annotated as alpha-2-macroglobulin-like protein 1. Gene Ontology annotation, molecular function: endopeptidase inhibitor activity. The record is from RefSeq and is a predicted model, not a curated record. NCBI's taxonomy places the organism in Eukaryota, Metazoa, Chordata, Actinopteri, Atheriniformes, Melanotaeniidae.